Molecule: messenger RNA, 657 nt
Organism: Anopheles nili
Lineage: Eukaryota; Metazoa; Arthropoda; Insecta; Diptera; Culicidae
Exons: 1
Source: RefSeq, a predicted model, not a curated record
AUGGAAGAAAAUCCAAGCCAUGGGGUGGAUGAAUGUGGAACUGACGAUCACGAGAGACCGGAUGGGGACGACUGCGUUGAGGAAGAUGAAGAAGCAGUCGGUUGGGACGGUGCAUAUGGAUUUUUCGAUAGCAUGAAUAUGCAAGAUUGCCUUCGAUUCCUUGCAAUUACGUACCAGCUCCCCCGUUCGGCUGUCAACAUGAUGCUGGCCAUCCUACGGAAGAAACUCGAUUUGGAUCUUCCCAAAGAUGCGCGGACGUUGAUUAAAACACCUUCCCCUGUUAAUAGCCAAAUCGUUGCUAUCCGGGGAGGUGAUUUUUGGUACGGAGGCUUGAAAUCAGUCCUGACCAAAUAUGUUACUCCUGUAGCUCUUUCCAAAGCCCUCAAUCCCGAAGCGACACAUUUUUCACUCGAUGUGUCAAUCGACGGGCUGCCACUACAGAAGACAGGGCCAACUGAGCUUUGGCCCAUUCUUGUUAAAGUGGUAGAGUUGCCAAAGCUCCCGGUUAUGACGGUAGCCACAUUUAGUGGACCAUCCAAACCGGAGAGCAUCGAAGAAUACUUGCGGUCGCUGGUGGAUGAACUAAAUGAAAUUCACCAAGGAGGUUUGGUUAUCGGCGAUAGAACGUUGCAUUUUAAAAUUCGCAAUUUUAUCGUC